CUAAACCCACAACAGUAAAAUCAGUCAGUAUAUGCAGUAAAGCAUGCUUGUUAUACUCACUGUGGAACCUAAGGAGUUAAUCCUCAGCAUUGAGUAAAAAUGCUGUUUGAUCCUGAUAUCUCUAACCAUUCCCUUCUUCCAGUGUCCCCCUCUUAUCUCCUGAUAAGACAUAUCUGUGGAGUCACUCUGCACAUGCUUAGUUUGGUGUGUAUUGCUAGAGAGUUUUUUUUGUCUUGGGAGAAGUGCAUGUGAUCAGCGCAGGGCCAAUCAGCACUGCCCAGACAGAGGUUAGGGGUCCGGCAUC
Molecule: messenger RNA, 304 nt
Organism: Staurois parvus
Lineage: Eukaryota; Metazoa; Chordata; Amphibia; Anura; Ranidae
Source: the annotation of a GenBank genome assembly